UGGGAGUGUCUUGCUUCUCGCUGUGACCGCUCAGGCACGUGCUCGUCAACAUGUCAAAAAAGACUUUAGUUGGUGCCAUUUUUUAUGUUGGUGUUUGUUGGGUGCUAGUUAGUUUUCUUUUUGUACAAGGGAUUAAUGCUCAAGAUCUGAUGUGCUGCUCACACGCAACAGGAUCAUGUAGAAGUAUCUGUGAAAAGAUAUCUUUGGUACAAUUAGCCGCAGAUGUAGACUUAAGGAACCAAAAAAUAACAGAAGUACAAAAUUAUUGCUCAUCGCAGCUGAGCUCAUUUUGGGAGUGCCUCAAUGCAACAUUUAAAGAUAUAUCUCGGGGAGACUCCUGGUCGGGCAGAAUUUGCUGUCAACUUCCACACAGCGAGAGUUGUAGAAAAGCUUGCAUAACUGCAACAUCAACUUUUGAUCUCAACAAAGGUUGCAGGCAGAGCGACGAAAUAGCGUUUUUUAGUUGUCUAGAUCGCCAAAAAGUUGGAGAAGAUUGCUGCAAUAAUGCACGAAGCCAGGAGUGCAAAGAUGCAUGUACAGACAUUUUCCGUAGUGAAUUAACUCCUACGAAAUCUCAACGGCAAAACUUGAGGGAGUUUUGCGAAAUGGGUAGUCCCAAAGUUACCGACUGUGUUAAGGAGAUUGUUAAAGUUACUCCUGUGAAAAAUAUUCAUGAACAUAUUCAUUGCUGUGAUAAAUCAAAUAAUAUUAAGUGCAGGGAAGCCUGUAAAAAGGUGUUAUCAACAAAGACGACUUUGCAGGAUAUUCAUGAUGGUUUGUCCCUAGGAGGAUGUGGUUCACCUCUUCCGCAGGAAUACUUCUGGCAGUGUUUCCUAAAACCGGACAUAGGUCCGGUAUCAACAUCAGUGGAAAUCUCUCGGAUAGAUAGAGUUGGAAUGGAUAGUGCCAAGUGGCACUGCUGCCAAAGAGCGAAUUCUACGCAAUGUGCAAGAUUGUGUUCCAAGACGUUUACGAAAUUUUGGGCGACAUCUUGGGACGACUUCCAUUAUAAAUGUCUAACUCAAGUUUCAGAAGAAGGUUUAAGGACCUGUAUUGAUGAAGUGGAUGAACCAUGCGAACUAGGUUGUGAUGGAUUAAGUUUUUGCACGAAUUUCAAUAACCGGCCGACUGAACUUUUUCGAUCGUGUACCUCGCAGGCAGAUGAAGCUGCAAGAAAUGACGUAACUCUUUGGCAGAGCCAAAAUAACAUCACCUUAGGACCGGGAUUAACACUGCCUUUAAAAAGCAUAUCAAAAUGUUCACCAAAUGUGUGGAAGGCAGUGGCUUGUACACUACAGAUAAAACCAUGUUCCCGUCAUUCUCAUGCAAACCAAAUCUGCCGAGACGUAUGUUUAGACAUUUUAUCGCAAUGUGUAGACUGGACAAGAUUGUCUCCCAUUUAUUCGGCCGAAUCUAUAUGCGAAAAUUUAUCUCCAGAAGAUCCAAAUAUUUCCUGCAUUAAACUACAGAAUUAUCUUAAUCCGUCUUCUUAUACUUAUCCGAGAAUAACAGGACAGAUCUCUAGCCCCUGCAAAGGCAAUCCGUGUGAGGCUAAUGAAAUAUGUUUGAUCAAUAAAAAUUGUAUUCAUGGGACUAAUUGUCAGCCAUAUAUUUGCCAACCCGGAUGUAAAUUAGGCGAAGUUUCCCAAUACAUGGUACCAGACGGAACAUAUGUCCGAAUACCCUUACCAAAUAAUCCGAAGGGCUGUUUAAAAAUAUGCAAAUGUAACAAGAAUAAGGUCGAAGAGUGCCAGCCCUUACCGUGCAUUACACUUACGUCUUGUCUUCUCGGUAGUACCCAGCAGUUACAUGGUUCUACCUUUCACAUCGAUUGCAACAAAUGUAGCUGCUACGCUGGUGAACAGAUAUGUAGCAAGAAGCAGUGUGAAAGCAGUUCUCUGAUUGGGAGGAACACUGCUUAUACUACAUUGCCUUGCAAUUGUCCACCACAUUAUGUGCCAGUUUGUGGAAGGAAUGGAAUUACGUACCCUUCUGCUUGUCUUGCAAAAUGUGCGGAUUUAAACGAUUCAGAUAUUGAACACUAUCCCUGCCAAAAUCCUUGUAAACCAAAUACUUGUCCCAUUGGCCAGAAAUGUGUGCCAAAUCCUCAAGUGUGUUUGAGUCUCAUGCAUAAGCCCUGCAAACAACAUGAAUGCAUUAAUGGUUCAUCCAAUUGUUAUGACCUCCCAAAAGAUCCUGUUUGUGACAUCGACAACAAACAGUAUGAUAACUCAUGCCUUUUAGCACAUCAUAAUGUCAAGUUGGCUUACAGAGGUUCAUGCUUACACAGGUGUAAAUUUAAAGGUCAAGUAUGCGGAUUUAAUGGAAAAACCUAUGUAUCAGAGUGUGCCGCUUUUGCUGAUAAAAUUGCAGUGGACUAUGAAGGACCAUGCUUAGCAAUUGGGCUGAUAACUCAACUUAAAGCACAGCAGUGUUCUGGUGUUAAGUGUCCUAUAUUGCAGAAUCCCAACUGUUUAGGUAUUACACCUCCUGGGGCAUGCUGUCCAAUUUGUGGAGGAUCACUCCGCAUAUUAUACUCAAGAAAACAAAUAGACAGGGCUUUAUAUGCUUUACAGAAUCAGACAACCAAGUCAUUGAAUCUCAUAUCAGUUCUGCGUGCAUUAGAACGUCAAAUUCAGUUAGCUCAAUGCACAUUGAGAGGCUUUGUAACAGUGGAAUUAGAUAUAUUUGUAACUGUGCAGAGUACAGAGAGAUACCCAUCAGAGCUUCAACUCGAAGCUUGCAUAAGAGAAGCUGAAAAAAUCGCAAGUUUAGUGAACAUGCAAAGUCCACGGAUUGCCAGUGAAUUAAGUUUAAGCUCCUUAACAGUAGCCAGUGUGGUUCAUACCCAAGUUAGUGCGAGUACAAGCAAUCACGUCAACUUCAUUAACUACCUGUUCCCAUUAAUCAUACUUUUAUUAUUAAUCAACAGAGAUUUUUUGUAAAACUUGACUGAUAUUAUUAACAUGACGUGUGCAUAAAAUGAGCAACUGUAAUACCUACAAAUCUUAAUGAUAAUUUUGGAUGUACCUUAAUCUCUGUAGUAAUUAGGUACUAUGAAAAUGUUGAGUACAUAGAAAAGUUGUUUUAAAUUUAUCACAAUUUUGUGCCAAUUGUAAAACAUAGGCCAGUUUUUCAGCUACUUUCAGUACUGUUCAAAACUUCGAAAUAUUUUCCAUAUCUAGUUUUUCAAAACAAAGUUAAUAUAUAUAAGGAAGUAAAUAUCUGUGAUAUUGUAAUAUAUUAAGAGAUUACUAAUUAUUACAUAAAGAUUUUUUAAAUGAAAGUUUCAGACUGUUUGUAUAUAUGUAAUUGUAAAUAAUGUUUUUAUAAUCAAGUGCCUUUUUAAAAAAACAUAGUAUAAUAACAUCACGUUGUGGACUGUAGCAAUUGCAAAAUUUAUUAUUUAAUUGUUAACUGUGUUUUAUGUUACCAAAGAAUGUUAUGUUUAUUUUAAGGAUUAUAUGAUUUCUUAUUACAAAUAAAGUUUAUAAAUU
This is a messenger RNA of Anoplophora glabripennis (Asian longhorned beetle), 3497 nucleotides long. RefSeq names its product reversion-inducing cysteine-rich protein with Kazal motifs (gene Reck). The record is from RefSeq and is a predicted model, not a curated record. The transcript has 15 exons. Gene Ontology annotation, cellular component: plasma membrane. Lineage: Eukaryota; Metazoa; Arthropoda; Insecta; Coleoptera; Cerambycidae. The coding region runs from base 51 to 2945 and encodes 964 amino acids. Gene Ontology annotation, biological process: extracellular matrix organization. Gene Ontology annotation, molecular function: protein binding; metalloendopeptidase inhibitor activity.